GACGAACCCUUAUUGUAAAAAAAAAAAAAAGUAAAACAAAAUUUUAAAAUGUCUUCGAUUUUGUAUUAGCAAAGCCAGCUAACUGUCCAUGUUAGCUUGAUAAAUACGAAAAGGCAGCUCCAGUCUUUCAUAUGCGCGACUGUUUCUUGUGACUUUUGGGCUCAUUUGAGCUACGUUGUGUUCCACGGUUAAAGUUAGGCACCCGUGGACGUGCGUGGAAUUGUGUUGACGCGAUUAUGCUAUAUUUAAUGGAGCUGCGGCUGUGAAAUGAGAGUUUCGGGGCGUCAUUUUUCACAGGUCCGGUGUCAUUUAUUGCAAGAGUCGCAGCUUUCUUUGACUGACCAUCCGUCCUCUCCUAAGUCUAAACCUGCACAGGCUGCUGUUUGCCUCUUUUUUCCUCUCACGUUUCUCCUCUUAACAGCUCGUAUUCUUAUCUAGCAGUUGCCAGACUGCGGGAGGAAGGAUGACGUUUAACCUGACAACCAUUCUUUAAACUCGACGAGACAACUAAAACCAUCUGAUGAAAAUUAACUGCAGCAUUACAGACUCCGUCAUGGAAGACAAGGCAAAUGGUUCUGUGGACACCAAAAGCCCCGUGGAGAACGGUCAGCUUCCAGACCCGGCCAACUGGGCGGUUGCUGACGUGGUCAAUUACUUUAAAGCGACAGGGUUUGAGGAGCAAGCCACAGCGUUCCAAGACCAGGAAAUCGAUGGCAAGUCCCUGCUCCUGAUGACGCGUAAUGACGUCUUGACGGGCCUGUCGAUAAAGCUGGGCCCGGCGCUGAAGAUCUACGAGUACCACGUGAAGCCGCUGCAGACCCAGCACCUGAAGAGCAACGCCUGUUAGCGCGCCAUCAGGCAGCCCGCCGACCCCCGCCCCCCUGCCUCAGUGACAAUCGACACCCAGCUGAGCGUUGGCAGAGACUCCUCCCUCCGGCCGCACGGCACCUUAAGACAGGAUCGGUUUGAAUAUGUUUUUACAUGUGUGGACCCCCCAGAACAUGGGUGGCACACGGGGUCCACUCAGCUGUUCUUACUACUGCUGCUUGAAACUGUAUUUGAUUUUUUAUUCAUCACCUUUUAUUUAAGACAAGGACACUUGUCAGUGAUUGUAUUCCAGAAGUGUGUGUGUUUUGUGUUUGUGUGUAAAAUAAGUUCAUGAAGUAGUGAUGGUUUCAAAAGUAUUCGUACGUGCGAUGAUGUAGGCUUGAAAACACAAAGUAACGUGCGUAUGUGCCGGACAGGCUUGUGCAAAGUUCAGCUCAUUUGAAGAAUUGGAAUUACAGGAAGUGGAAUUAAAUUCAUUGAGAAAUUAGGAAGAAAUUAAGAAAUUGUUAGGUUUAAAUACUGAAAAGAAAACCACAAAUUCCCUCUGUUUUGAAUGCUGUUCUGGGAAUUUUUUCAGCAUUUUCCAUCAUAUAAAUAUGAAUAAUGCAUUUAUUCCUAACUGGCGAUGAAAUGCUUGCUGUAAUUCUGUCAUAUGCACACCGUCAUGAAUGGAAUAUACUGUAAAGCAGGGGUGUCCAAACUUUUUCCACCCAUACUGAGAAAAGGAUGCCUUUAUGGGUUUUUUCCCACUUAGAUAUGCUGAGAUGUUUUUUUUAUAUUAAAGAAAAAACAGCCUACAUCUCAGCAUUGUGUUAUCUCUCACAAAGCUUUUGUUUUUCUAGUUGUGCCCUUUUUCCUUUUUAACAAAUAUUUAAACUUUCUUCUUGUAUGUUUUAUCUUGUGAUGUGAUGUCUUUAUAUCAGAAUAUUCUGACUUGGUUAUUGUUAUAUUGUCACUUUCACCUGACCUCAUUUUCCUAAAAUUGCAACGUAUUCUUUUUGGUUGCUUCUCAUAAUGUUAGACUUAAAAAUAUAUAUAUCAAAAAUUAAUAUUUUAACUCUAUGCUACUAAAAUGACUAAAUUUAAUUUAAAAAUGUAAUAAAAUUUUUAAUGAAAUUAUUCAUUUAAAAUAUUUUUCUCCUAAUAUUUCAUGUUUAUACAUGUAAAAAAAAAAAAAAAACACUUGUUUUUUUUUCCUUCAGUCAUGGGCCGUAAAUGGCCCCCGGGGCUGCACCCUGGACACCCCUGCUGUAAAGCAGGAUUCUUGAAUGCAGCAACUUUAUGAAUUGGAAUUUCAAUUCUGCUUCCUGUGUGCAACCUUAAUUCAAUUCAGAUUUUUUACAUUUUUUAUUCGUUCAUGAAGCGUUACGUUUUCCCUCACACACACGAGGAAUUCUCUCGGAAGUAUAAAUACGUGUAUUAUGCUGUCCCUACCUGUGGUGCUUCAAAAUGACUGUAAUCGUGUGUGUGUGGAUGACUUUUGAGUGGUGUACAUGUGCAACACUGGAGUUUGACUAUUUCAAUCAAAGACUUGCAAUAAACGGUGCUCUUUUCUCACCAAAGAACACCAGCAGUUUAUUGGUGAUUCCAAUGCGGUAUGUACACGAUGGAAAUACACUGUAUGCGGACGUUUUCAUCUUGGUCCCAGCUUUCCUUUUGUUCUGUGUGUGCAGAUCGCUUCAGAGCUUGGCUUGUGGUUUCCUGCGCACCGUCCCUGCGAUAUUUCCUGAUGGGUUGUCGAGGGGGAGAAGAACCUGUGACGGCAGGACGGAACACGUUGGGUAAGCAAACAAUGCCACGCUUGCACCGCUUCAUGCCUGCCACUUGCCUCAUCUUUGUUUUCCAGGCCCAUUUUUAUCAUGUCGAUGGUGAAGUAGUGCUGGUUGGGCAUGACGAUCUCUAUUUCAUCUACCUGGGGAAAACGUGCACAUGCCAGACACACUAAGAAGAAAGGUAAUGAUUCCAUUCAGAUUCAAAGUGUGGCCCAGGGGGCCAUUCACUCCCCAAGACAGUUUUUUUAUUGGCCCUCAGCCCAUUCUAAAAUACAAUUACAUUUUUUUUUUUAAACUGCAAUUUUUACAAGAAUAAAGAUGAAAUAUUAGGAGAAUAAAGUCGGAAUGUUAAGAGAAGAAAAUAGCAUAUAGAUAUACAAUAUUAUAGUUAUCAUUUUUAAACAUCGUAAUAUGAGAGUUACAAGCUAUAAUUACAACUGACAAAAGAUUAACAAUUGUAAUCAGAUUAAUUGGUUUUCAAAUGAAUUAACCUGAUUAAUCACCGUUAGCAACUGUGUGUGAAAUAUUCCCAUUUUUACUGUUUAAUGAAGAGAAAGAUAAAUGACAGGACAGGAUUAUAUAUAUUUGUAUGUAUGAAGAGCUGCAGAUGAACUGAAUAUGUCAUUCAAGCUAAAAAGAUACCACACAAGUCUGAAGACCCAUUUGUCUAACUCUAGUCUCUUUAACAGUACAACAUUUGAAUCACACGUUAACCGUGUUGUUAUGAGCAGUGUGGGGUUGCGUUCAAAGACAUCACAUCAGUUAAGGUAAAUGUACUUGUUUUCAGUGUCUUUUUCCAGCAUACUCAAAUGUAGCCAAUUGUACAUCCGAAUUAAGAGCUAUACGAGCUAUGUUUUUCUUUAUCUUCCUGUUUAUUUACACACACACACACACACACACACAUUAUGAAGCCAUUGUUAGGGUGCUUGGAGUGUCCCUGAACUAGAGACGUGUGUGAGUUGGAGAUACAUACAGUACAUGCUGUUGGAAUUGUACUCAGGUCAGAAUGAAGUUAUAAAAGAGCAUCAGAUUCUGUGUGACUGCGUGGGGACGCUCCACGCUCCACAGGCAGGCGUGCUUGCUCUGGUGCGCAAUCUUAAUUACAAACGUAACCUAAUUCAUGGAAUAAAUUAGCUACUGCCGUUAACGUGUUAUUUUUGACAGCCCUCGUUAUAGUAUUACAAUAGUAAAGUCCAAAUAUCAUGAGAAUAACAACAUAAUAUUACAAUAAUUAAAAAAAAAGGAACAACACACACAAAAGAGUUUUUCUCCAUUGGUUUGGCUCAUGUCCUGAAACAGAAAUGACGUUUUCCAAACUCUAACAGUCUUACAGUUGAGCACGACACCGUAGCCCGUACUCUCCCAACACGGUUCACUCGUGCUGCUAAGCUAAUUCAUUCCCCGUAUGACUCGUCAGUACCAAAGUAUGCAAA
Messenger RNA from Dunckerocampus dactyliophorus (ringed pipefish), 4033 nucleotides. It is a transcript of the gene samd13, whose product is annotated as sterile alpha motif domain containing 13. NCBI's taxonomy places the organism in Eukaryota, Metazoa, Chordata, Actinopteri, Syngnathiformes, Syngnathidae. The record is from RefSeq and is a predicted model, not a curated record. The coding region runs from base 521 to 847 and encodes 108 amino acids. The transcript has 4 exons. Gene Ontology annotation, molecular function: protein binding.